Messenger RNA from Aspergillus puulaauensis, 294 nucleotides. RefSeq lists its product as uncharacterized. The transcript has a single exon. Bases 1 to 294 code for a protein of 97 amino acids. The record is from RefSeq and is a predicted model, not a curated record. NCBI's taxonomy places the organism in Eukaryota, Fungi, Ascomycota, Eurotiomycetes, Eurotiales, Aspergillaceae.
AUGCAGUCCACCUCCCAAUCCUUCUUCUCUGCCUCGAGCUCUAGCUACAGCUCCGACGGCCAGCAGCACACUGAAUCCGGCCACCGCUACACCACCUCAUCGCACACAGAGCCCGACGGCACAACCACUGUACGCACAAUCGAGCAAGGCCUUGGCCAGCCCGUUAUCGUCGAGGAGCGCCGAUUUGAUGAGCAGGGACGGGAAUUAGCUGCCUUGCCUGACGCGAAAUCCGAGGGCAUGACGAGAAGGAUUGAAGAUGUUGAUGACGAGGAUGAUUUUGAGAAAAUCGCUUGA